Messenger RNA from Exaiptasia diaphana, 2603 nucleotides. RefSeq names its product zinc phosphodiesterase ELAC protein 2. Gene Ontology annotation, cellular component: mitochondrion. The coding region runs from base 346 to 2514 and encodes 722 amino acids. The transcript is spliced from 11 exons. NCBI's taxonomy places the organism in Eukaryota, Metazoa, Cnidaria, Anthozoa, Actiniaria, Aiptasiidae. The record is from RefSeq and is a predicted model, not a curated record. Gene Ontology annotation, molecular function: 3'-tRNA processing endoribonuclease activity. Gene Ontology annotation, biological process: mitochondrial tRNA 3'-end processing.
UAUGAAAACUUUAAUUGUGUCAUGCAAACUCAUGAGCCUUUGAAAAUCAAGAACAAUUCAGUGCACCUAUCAUCUUUCAAAUGUUUAGAAUUUAAUAAAUGUGACCUCACUCCUGAUGGCAUGAGGUGAUUUGACAUUAGAAGCCAAACAGCAAACUUUGUGAUAAUUUGGAAAAAGCCCACCACAGGAACUCCACAAAUUGAUCAUGGGAUUCCUGUGGAUAGUCUUACAUAACGCACAUGUUUGAACUGUGAUGAAACGUUAACAGUAAUGAUGUUUUAUUUAACCACUUAAGAAUUGAAAGUCUAUGUACGUUAGCUUAGACUAUCCAGUUGCUUAGCUGGAAUGUUUUGGCGCCAAUUACGGUCAAGAUUUCGGUCCUGGAUUUACGUUGACAAUCGGUUGUACAGAUCACUGAACCUCUGCCAAGCUAGAGAAUUAGUACAUAAACGGCGUUUGUCGUCCAAGAUAUAUCUGCAAGUAAUUGGUUCCCCUUCUAAAGACACUGCACCUAGUGUUUUGUUAUUUACGGACUCUGAAAGGUAUUUAUUUAACUGUGGUGAAAACUUUGCUAAGUUGGCUAAAAACUUGGAUUUGCCUUCUUGUCAUAAUAAGAUUUUUCUUACUGGACGACAAUGGAAACACAUUGGAGGACUUCCACAACUCUAUUUCCUGCCACAAACACUCUCUCCUCCUGGAAUUCAAAUCUUCGGACCUGCAGGGAUUUCAGACAUCAUGGAAAGCACUGAUACUUUUACAAAGAGACCAGAUGUUCCAGAAGCUUUGAUCAAGUGCACUGAGUAUGCUAAUCACCAUGAUAGGUAUCCAUACAUUGAUAACAAUGUGAAAAUAAAGCCAGUAUCAUAUCCCUCACAUGUGGAUGAAACUGAAUGUUCUAUUUGUUACAUUUGCGAAAUGACUGAUAAGCGUGGUUCUUUUAUGGCUAAUAAAGCUGACGCAUUGAGCAUACCUAUUGGAUCUUGGAGAAACAACUUGCACUGUGGGAAUGUUGUAACAUUGCCUGAUGGUAGAACUAUUUAUCCACACCAAGUUGUAACACCAAGUAUACCAGGCUCAUUAUUUGCUGUCAUUGAGUGUUUAUCAAAUACCACAAUGGAUGCUUUACUUAGCUGUGAUAACUUUGCACACCAUUUUCACUCAAACGACAAGAAACAGUUUGAGGUAAUGGUGCAUAUAACUUCAAAGUCUAUAUUUGAAAAUAAAAAGUACCAAGAAUGGAUGGCAAAGUUUGGUUCACAGACCACUCACAUAGUAUUACAUGAAAACACAAGAGCUUGCCUGAGUCCUUUUAAUAUCAAAAGUAUAUUAGAUGCACGUUUGUUUGGCACUGAUCCAGUUUUAUUUCCUGUUGCUUGGGGCAAGUGGAAAUCACCUAUUAAUCAAGAGCUACCAACAAACUGCCAUGAAGGACAGAUUGGCUUAAAAUACAACUUCCUUCCUCACAAGAAAAAGGGAAUUUGUUAUUAUAGAGUUUAUAAGCCCAAUUUUAAGGAAAAAACAAAUGCAUAUUUCACAGAAAGAGUGAGAGCACAUUUAAAUUUUUUUCAUUUAACUAACGAGCAGAAGAUAGACUAUUACAACACCCGUGUGACAUUUCUUGGCACUUGUGCAUCAAAGCGAACAAAAAGGGGAGGGACGAGCAGUAUUCUUGUAGAGCUGAGCUCUAAGUGUUGUUUUAUGCUGGAUUGUGGUGAUGGUACAAACUAUCAAUUGCAGCGUCACUAUGGUGAUGAUACUGACAGGAUCUUAUCUUCAUUGUCAUUCGUGUUCAUCUCACACAGCCAUGUUGACCAUUAUAUGGGGCUUGUCAAUGUAAUCCUUAAUCACAUGAACCUAAAGGAACAAGGCAAGGUUACCAAAGACUUUGUAAUAAUUGGUCCAGAAACGGUUUAUCAUUGGUUGCAACAGUUAAGCUCUUUACUGAUGGUUGACCUUAACUACAGGUAUUACACCUUUAGUGAUUUUAGAUCUGGAAACCAGAAACCAGAAAUCAGGAAUUUGCUAAGCUCAAUGAAACUGAACAAUUUGUCCCUCGUUCCUGUUUAUCACUGCGAAGAUUCAUUUGGCAUCACGAUUUCUCAUAAUUCUGGUUGGAAACUUGUCUAUUCUGGCGAUUGCGUUCCCUCACAAAAACUUUGGGAAGAAGGCAUUGAUGCCACACUGUUGAUUCAUGAAGCCACUUUCCUGUCGGAUUAUCAAAAGGCUGAUAAUGUUAAACACAGUACUGUAGAAGAAGCAAUGGCUGUGGCCAAGAAAAUGCGAGCGCGCUAUACAAUUCUGACACACUUUAGUAAUCGGUAUAGCUUGUCAGAUCUUUUGGCCACACCUUUGGCAGAUGGAGUAAACCUGGCGUUUGACCAUAUGUCGGUUCGUCUGCUUGAUCUACCAAACCUUAAAAAACGACAAGACAAAAUACGGCGAAUACUUUUGCCGGAAAAAUCAAUUUGUACAGACUCACAGAAUGACAUUAACCGAUUUUAUCCAAAUUAUUGAAGCAGUUAGUUUUUUUUGUUGUUGUUGAAAGUCUGAAGUGAAAUGAAAAUGAAAUAAAAAUGCACAAUAAACUUUUGUUAACAAAAUCA